Paramisgurnus dabryanus is the source of this 3955-nucleotide messenger RNA. RefSeq lists its product as uncharacterized. Gene Ontology annotation, biological process: regulation of transcription by RNA polymerase II. The record is from RefSeq and is a predicted model, not a curated record. Gene Ontology annotation, molecular function: RNA polymerase II cis-regulatory region sequence-specific DNA binding; DNA-binding transcription factor activity. NCBI's taxonomy places the organism in Eukaryota, Metazoa, Chordata, Actinopteri, Cypriniformes, Cobitidae.
UUCACGCUCGCCGUUUCUGCAAGAUUCGGUGGGUGAUUCAGAUUUCUCUUGGCACAGCUAUUAGAAGACUUACAAUUGUCAGACAGGUUGCUCACGUCACCAAGCUCAGUUUGAGUCUGCGCAGUACGCUCGACCCCCCGGAAGUGUGAGCUUCUAUUUGUCUUGUGUCGCUGUGUCCAUUUCUUUUACUGUCUAUGGUCGAAACGUUAGUUUGGCGGCAGCCAUCCCUAGUAGACAGUAAAAACUAAAAGUUGAGUGUUUUGUUGAGUGUAAACAGAGUCUUGCCUCUGAGUAUUUUAGUGUUGAGAUGUUGAUGAUGACAGACGAGAUGUGUUGUAAAUCAGUAGGAACUGAUCUGUCCAUGCUCGAUAUUGAUGAUUUCAUCACAGAAAUCUCUCAGCUGAAGAAAAAUGUGGCGUUACUGGAGGCAAAACUGAGGUCAAGAGGAGAUGAAGUGAAGAGAGAGGAUGUGGUUUGUUGUGAAUCUUCAGUGUAUGUGACUGAUGGAUGUCUGGAUUCAGUGUGGAUGAGCAGAGAUCAGAGCCGCACACCAAAGCCACUGCUGGACUCUAAACUCUCUGAAGAGAAAUCCAGACACACACAGGACUCAGAGCUCGGUCUCACUUUACUCCGUUAUACUGAGUCAAAGCCCACAGACGCUCAGGACACUGUGUGUGACAGUAAUCAGGGCUUACAGGAUGAGGAAUCUACUGAUCAAACCUCCACAGAGUCUCUGGAUUCUGUCUGUAACGCUGGAGAACAGCAGCAGUUCCUGCAGACCACACUGAAGAUGUGUUCAGUCAAACUGAUCGACUGCACGAACCUGAUGAUGAAGAUUGAAACAGAACCCACAGAAGAGGAAGAUCACACUGAUGAAGACAAUCAUGUGGAUGAUUUAAUUUCAUCAGAUGUGAAGAGUGAGUCAUGUUGUUAUGGAGAAACGUCCUCAACAUCAGAAGAUCGACUGACAGCACAAACUCUUUCCUGCAUCACCUGUAGAAAGACAUUCAGCUCACAGAGACAUUUAGAGAGACAUGAGAGAAAACACACAGAACAGAAACUCAGCUUUACUACCUUACAAGAGAAGAAACUUCAUCAUUCAAAAGAGCACGAAGAGAAGAAGAAGAAGAAAAAGAAGAAGUUUCACUGUGAGCAGUGUGGGAAGGAUUUUGUCUUAUCUCAUCUAAAAGUUCACAUGAGGACACACAGUGGUGAAUCGCCUUUCUAUUGCACUGAAUGUGGAAAUUACUUCAGCACCAAACAAAGUCUUGGUGUUCAUAAGAGAAUUCACACAGGAGAAAAACCAUACGAGUGUCCUCACUGUGAGAUGAGAUUCAGACAAAAAAGCUCCCUGAAGAAACAUGUGUUUAUACACACCAAUGAGAGACCGUAUCAGUGCAGUAAAUGUGACAAAACCUUUAGGGAUUCAGGUACAUUAAAAUCACACCAGUAUAUUCACUCUAAAGAGAAACUCUAUCAAUGUUCACACUGUGAUAAAGGUUUCUGUUGUAAAUCUAAACUUAUAUGCCACGAGAGGAUUCACACUGGAGAGAAACCUCAUCACUGUAGUAUCUGCGGGAAGAGUUAUUUUCGACGUUACAUGUUAGUAAAUCACCAGAGAAUUCAUACAGGCGAAAAACCUUACAAAUGCUCUCAGUGUGAAAAGUCGUUUACUGAGUCAAGUAAAUUAAAUGUCCAUGAGAAAAUUCAUAAUGGAGAGAAACCUCAUCACUGUAGUGUUUGUGGGAAGAGUUUUGGGCGGCGUGAACAUUUAGUAAGGCAUCAGAAAACUCAUACAGGUGAAAAACCUUACAAAUGCUCUCAGUGUGAGAAGACGUUUACUGGGUCAGGUUCCUUAAAAAUCCAUGAGAGAAUUCACACCGGAGAGAAACCUUACGUCUGCUCACACUGUGGAAUGAGUUUCACUGAUCUUAGUACUUUUAAAGUUCAUAUGAGAAUUCACACUGGAGAGAAACCUCAUCACUGUAGUGUCUGUGGGAAGACUUUUAGGCAGCGUAAACAUUUAAUGAUACACCAGAGAAUUCAUACAGGUGAAAAACCUUACAAAUGCUCUCAGUGUGAGAAGACGUUUACUCAGUCAGGUGCCUUCAAAGCCCAUGAGAGAAUUCACACUGGAGAGAAACCUUAUCACUGUAGUGUCUGUGGGAAGACGUUUAGGCUGCGUCAACAUUUAGUAAAGCAUCUGAGAAUUCAUACAGGUGAAAAACCUUACAAAUGCUUUCAGUGUGAAAAGACGUUUAAUCGGUCAAGUAAAUUAAAAAUCCAUGAGAGACUUCAUACAGGAGAGAAACCUUACGUCUGCUCGAUCUGUGGAGAGAGAUUCACUCAGUCUGGAAGUCUUCAGUAUCAUCAGAAGAAACACACUGAAGAACAAACUACAGUAAAAUCAUCAUAGUACCUUAACCUUAUGUACAUUUGGGGACGUUUUAAUCCACUAUGGGGUGCUUUUGAGUCUUAAUUUGGCCACAACUUUCUCUGUGUUUCAGUAAAUGGAAUAAUUUUUUGGUGACAAAUCUUAUUGUAACGAACAGCAGAUAUCAGUAUUUCAGGCCCCCACCAACUGCCUUUGAGAAGGGUGUGCUACGUUGAGACUGGAUUUUGGUGGGUUAACACAAACAAAUGUCCAGUUCCGUCAGAUAAGGCUGCUCAGACAACUGACAGACAUUUUUUAAGACUUAGGAAAAACAAGUUAAAGUUGUUUAACUUAAUUUAAGUUAAAGUAACAUAAGUUUAUUUGAUAUCAUUUUUGUUUUUCGAGUGUGUUGAAUCAUUUGUCAAGUCAAUUUUAUUUUUAUAGCGUUCUUCACAAUGGUUCAUCAAUCCAAAGCAGCUCUUCAUAAAAUUGAAAUAAAGAAAACUAUUUAUCCUCAUCAUCAUUAUUAUUAUUAUCUCCCACUGCUCUUCUGGUUGUUGAAGAAUAGGGUGUACCCAAUAUCGCUAAAAAUCAGCUCAUCCUCACUGCUGGCUUAAAUGCAAUGUAAGUCACUAUAGAUAAAAGCAUCUGCCUGAUAUGUAAAUAUAAUUAAAAGACUAAGGGGCAGUUUCCCAAACAGAGUUUAGAUUAAUCCAGGACUAGGCUUAUAAUAGGACAUUUAAGUAGUUUUACAAACAAACCUUACCUAAAACAAUACUGAUGUGCAUGUUGAGAUAAAACAUUGGUAUUGAUAUGUGUUAAGAUAUGUCAGUACAAUACGUUUUUAAAUUAAGGCAGCUCAAACAUGCAUUUUAAUCUGGGACUAGAAUAAGCCCUGUCCGGGAAACCGUCCAUAAAUGUCUCAUUUGAUAGAUCUGAGUAGAAACAUAAUUUUUUUUUUUUUUGGUGUUUUUUCAUGUUGUUAUUACAUUCUUCUUUUUUUAUCAUUAACCACCUAAGACAUGGAUGUCCAUAAACGUGGACAUAAUUUUUUUGUUGCUUGCACCAUAAUACUUAAUUCUGUCUAAAUGGAACCUGUUGUACACAAAUGUGGACAAUUACACAGCUUCAUGUUCAAAGAAAAAUAUUUAGUUAUUAUAUUUUUUGGUUCUUUCCAACCCCAAAUAGCUGGAAGAAAUCUGAAAAAAAGACAAACCAAAGCUCGGGUCUUAGGAGGUUAAUUAAAUUGUCAUUCAUUUAUUCAUUUUAAAAAUCAUGUAUUUUCUUUUUUUUCUUAUUAUUUUAUAUUAUAUUCAAUUCAUUUGAUCUAGUUACCAUAUUCUACAUUAUUUUUCUUAAUAUUGUUUAAAUCUUAUGUUGACACUGCUGUAUUGUCUUUUAAUGAUGAUUUGAGUCUUCAGUGUUCUCAAUUUAAAGGUUUUCACGAAAAUGUGUUGAAACAGUACAUUUCCACUUGCUAUGUUUGGUAAAAUAAUAUCUGCUAGAUCUGCUUCUAGCCAGACAAAGUUAGUUUGAUCAUCGAAAAUGUAACUAAGAUUAUUCAAUAAACCACCUGCUGUA